Aplysia californica (California sea hare) is the source of this 691-nucleotide messenger RNA. RefSeq lists its product as uncharacterized. The record is from RefSeq and is a predicted model, not a curated record. NCBI's taxonomy places the organism in Eukaryota, Metazoa, Mollusca, Gastropoda, Aplysiida, Aplysiidae.
GACCAAUCACAUUGCCAGGUUCGCGAUGACGUUCACACGGCACUGCGGCUUAUCCGGCAACAGCCUGUGUGUGCCCGCUAUUCAACUCAUUAAAACCUACUCACUGUUUCUGGGUAGUUUCACCCGUGAGCCUAUUUUCACGAAGUAUUCAACGGCUAAAACCAUACGGCGGCUUUAGAAAAAUAGUAUAUAUUGUUUCAAGUUGCUUUUCUUUAAAAAAAUUCUCAAUGGAGUAAUAAAAAGUACUGGAAAAAACAAUAUCAUUUCGGAGGACAUACCCUUCAACGGAAAGAAGUGUACCCGUUUUUUGUGACACACUGACGGCUAGCAAGCUGCCAUGGCGCCAAAAGUUGUUGACCUGGAUGACGUUCUCACGGCCUGGGCCUGGACAGCCUUUCUGCGCACGCGCAGCAAGGACCACAACAAGCUGACCUUUGAUGACGUCAAAUUUGAGGUCGUCUGGGACAGGGUCAAGUUUUUGGCAGGAAAACCAGAAUACUCGGACCAGCAGAAGCUGGAGAAGCCAAAUUCACAGGUCGUCUUCAAGGGCAUUAGAUUAGAGCUGAAACUAGGACUUCCGGAUGACGUAAUGGCAGCCACAGCUGGAUUUGGGCGUGAUGUUUCCAUGGAGACCACUGAUGAGUGUACACACGAGGAGACCAUUACUUGGACUAUCAAUAGUAGCAUCAAA